This is a messenger RNA of Scomber scombrus (Atlantic mackerel), 3244 nucleotides long. Its product is annotated as polypeptide N-acetylgalactosaminyltransferase 5. Bases 1 to 2466 code for a protein of 821 amino acids. The transcript is spliced from 10 exons. The record is from RefSeq and is a predicted model, not a curated record. Gene Ontology annotation, cellular component: Golgi apparatus. Lineage: Eukaryota; Metazoa; Chordata; Actinopteri; Scombriformes; Scombridae.
AUGAAAGUUAGGAGAUACUUGAGGGGCAGUGGGAGGGUACUGGCAUUUGUGUUCAUUGCCUCUGUCAUUUGGCUGCUGUUUGACAUGGCUGCACUCCGUAUAUCAAUAAACGAUGUGAACAGUCAUCUGCUGAAGGAGCGAGUGAUAAAAGAGAGGGAAAUUUUCAAACAGCAGGCCAAGGCAACACAGGUGGUGAAGAGGGGGUUUAAACACCCAGUGCAGAGGGUGGACAUGGCUGCAACACAUGCCGGUAAAGGGACACUCAGUUCAGGUAUGAAACUAGCCCAAGUAUACAGGCAGGGAGGGAAGAAAGAGGGUCAGAUGUUGGGGGACAUAAAGAGGGGCCAUUUACAACAAGCAGGAGAUAAUCUGCUCAAAAGGGACCACUCUGAAUCUAAAUAUAAUGAGGGAGCUACCCUUCAAAAAGACCCACCAAAGCAGGGGGUCGCAGCUAAAAAAGCAGUAAAUUUGGAUCCGAAUGGACCAAAAUUAGAGAUAAAUGGAGUCAGAGAUGGCUCUAAUAAAGUGAUUUCACCUGUAGUGCCGUUUAAUAUUACCCAAGUGCCACCUGGUGUUCAGAAAAACAAACCCAUUAAAGCCAGAGAUUCUGGACAAAAUGCUCUGGACAAAAAGGAUUUCAAGACAAAUGUAAAAGUCAAGGAUGAACCAAAGACUAGCUCAAAAGUGAACAAACUUCAGGCCGAGGAGGCACACCCUGUUAAAACAACACAUCCCAACACGGAUGUAAAAGGAAAGGAGGUUGACAUAAAAAAGGAGGAAAAGCAGGUCAGGAAGUUUGUCAAGAGCGAUGUGAAUGCAGCAAAGCAACCUCCGAAACCUACAAUCAAGCUCCCCGCAGGAGAGGACGCCAAGGGUAACUUGACUGCUGUCAGAAAACCAGGUGUCCACAAAGUGCUUUCUCUGGAUUUGACUCACGCUCCCAGAGAUGUCAACGCGGUGGGCCAGUUUGGUCAGGCAGUGAUUGUUGGCAGUGAUGAAGACGUGGAGGUGAAGAGGAGAUGGGAUGAAGGGCAUUUUAAUGUCUACCUGAGUGAAAAGAUCCCAGUGGACCGUGCCAUUCCUGAUACCAGGCCUGAGAUGUGUGCACAGAAUGUAGUCCACGAUGACCUGCCUUCCACCAGUGUGAUCUUUUGUUUUGUGGAUGAAGUGUGGUCCACGCUCCUGCGCUCCGUGCACAGCGUUCUCAACAGAUCUCCGCCACACCUCCUCAAAGAGAUCAUUCUUGUGGAUGAUUUCAGCACCAAAGACUAUCUAAAGGAGCAGCUGGAUACAUACAUGUCCCAGUUUCCCAAAGUCCGAAUCAUUCGCUUGAAGGAGCGACAGGGCCUGAUUAGGGCCAGACUGGCCGGAGCGGCUUCCGCCAAAGGCGAGGUUCUUACCUUCCUUGACUCCCACGUUGAGUGUAACAUAGGCUGGUUGGAGCCGCUGUUGGAGAGAGUCUAUAUGGAUCGCAAGAAGGUGCCCUGCCCAGUCAUAGAAGUCAUCAGUGAUAAGGACAUGAGUUAUAUGCUAGUUGACAACUUCCAAAGAGGUAUUUUCAAAUGGCCUUUGGUGUUUGGCUGGAGUGCAUUACCAGACGAGUAUAUUAAGAAGAAUAACAUGACCAUCGCAGAUCCCAUCAGAUGUCCAGUUAUGGCUGGAGGGCUUUUCUCCAUAGACAAAAAAUACUUCUAUGAACUUGGUGCCUAUGAUCCUGGCCUGGAUGUGUGGGGUGGGGAGAACAUGGAGAUUUCAUUUAAGAUCUGGAUGUGUGGAGGUGAAAUAGAGAUCAUCCCCUGCUCUCGAGUGGGGCACAUUUUCCGAGGACAGAACCCUUACAAAUUCCCCAAGGACAGGCAGAAGACAGUGGAGCGUAACCUGGCGAGGGUGGCUGAAGUUUGGCUGGAUGAAUACAAGGACCUUUUCUACGGCCAUGGCUACCACCACCUGCUGGAUAAAAAGGUCACUUACAUCGGCAACCUCACAGAACAGAUUGACCUGAGGAACAGGCUCAAAUGCAAGAGCUUCAAGUGGUACCUGGAGAAUGUGUAUCCAGAUAUGGUGGCUCCAUUAGUCAAAGCGGAGGGCCUGGUCUUUAACCGUGGCUUAAGAAAAUGCCUCAGUCUGCAGAAAAACACUCUGUCCUUUGAGAUCUGUGAUCUCAGCAAGCAGAGUCAGCACUUUAAUUACACCUGGAUGAGGCACGUUCGACAGCAGGACCUUUGUGUCUCUCCCCUAGCCAAAGACAGCGGCAUCACUUUACAAUUAUGUGAUAAUGCCAAGGCUGAACUCCGCUGGUUCCACAAAUCCUCCAACUCAGCACUGGCAGAGCACCUCAUGGCAGAGUUUGUUUCCCGACACAUGUGCCUGGAAGCGGGGCCUCAGGGUGACACUCUUCGCCUCGGCCCUUGUGAACCCUCCAAUGCCUUCCAGAAAUGGCAGUUCACACACUACCACUCCCAGUGAAAAGACUGAAUGAGUUUUAAGUGUUAAACAUGCACCAAUUACCGUCAGUGGCCUCAUACUCCAGUAGACCUCCAGGUCUGUGGUCCAGAUUCUACACAGGACACUGAUGGCAGUGACAUGUGUGCGCUGUGAAGCAGAGGGUGUGGGGAUGUGCAAUGUUUUUGAUGCCUUUUAUCAUUAUACCAACCUCAACGGACCUUGAGUUGAAACACCAGUGCCAGAAUCCUGUUCAGGAAGGUUUGGUCUGGAGGGUGCUAACUUUAGAAAAGUUUCUUUACUCUGGUAUUUGGGGAAAAGACCACACAUGUGCCUUAAAUGAUUGCUUUAAAGACUGGGCUUCAUGUGAAUGUCCUGUAAAAAACAAGUCUGAUAUGUUUAGUCAGACAAAAUACAAUUUCACUGCCAAAGAAGAAAGGAUUAACAGUGCCUCCAUAGAUUUAAAAUGUAGAAAUCUUAUUUUUUUCGUUGUGUUUUUGCUCUGCUGGGACUGAAUGAGUUAUAUUGCAUGUAAUUAAGAAUUUACUAAUUUGUAUAAAACACAUAUUUUUGGUGAGACAUCUACUGUUUUUUUUCCAGAUGUCAUCUACUUUACAUUUGAUGAGGUUCUUGGGUGGAAGUGCUGUUUCUCUGGUUUUAAAUGCUGCAUUAUUUAGAUGUAGGUUUGGUUGUGGAAACUGUAUGAAUUUCUUUUUUUCACUAGAGGGAAGUGUUGGUCUAAAACGCUCAAUAAACCUGUGCUGUGAUUUGGACUGAACUGUUAUCAAACUCUUACACACAA